GAAAGCCGCUUUGGAAGGAACGUUAUCAGAAACUGAAGGACGCUACUGCAUGCAGCUUGCUCAAAUCCAAGAGCUGAUCCAGAAGGUGGAGGCAGAACUGGCAAAUAUCCGCUGUGAGAUAGAGAGUCAGAGCCAAGAGUACAAAAUUCUUCUAGAUAUCAAGGCGCGCCUAGAACAAGAAAUCAACACCUACCGCAACCUACUGGAUGGACAGGGAAUUCAGACCCCAAAGGGCUCCCAUGAUUAUUCAUCUUCAUCACAUUACUCAUCAGGUUCCCAGUCUGAUAAAACA
Staurois parvus is the source of this 292-nucleotide messenger RNA. NCBI's taxonomy places the organism in Eukaryota, Metazoa, Chordata, Amphibia, Anura, Ranidae. The record is from the annotation of a GenBank genome assembly.